This is a messenger RNA of Scophthalmus maximus (turbot), 1534 nucleotides long. It is a transcript of the gene suds3, whose product is annotated as SDS3 homolog, SIN3A corepressor complex component. Gene Ontology annotation, molecular function: histone deacetylase binding. The coding region runs from base 466 to 1395 and encodes 309 amino acids. The transcript has 13 exons. The record is from RefSeq and is a predicted model, not a curated record. Gene Ontology annotation, biological process: negative regulation of transcription by RNA polymerase II. Gene Ontology annotation, cellular component: Sin3-type complex. Lineage: Eukaryota; Metazoa; Chordata; Actinopteri; Pleuronectiformes; Scophthalmidae.
AUUACUCCCAGCGCCGCUAAGCGAAUUUAUCGAAUUUACGAAAAACAUAAUAUCACGAAUAAACUCACGUGUUUUGAAACUAGCUAACGUGUGAAUAGUAAAAACCGCUCGGACACAUUUAACGCCCCCCCCCCCCAAAAAAGAAGAAAAAAGGUCAACAUUGAUUUGUAGUUUUAUGACCCUGCGUCAUAUGACCCGGGCUUGAUACGCGCUUUUAAUUGAAUGCUGUCUUUUAAAAAAAAAAAAAAAAAAAAAGGAGGCUUAGCUACAUGGCGUUAAUUAGCCCGCUACUAGCUACGUGACGUUAGUUCGGAGCGUUGACAGGUCGCGGAACCCUGCGUGCAGUGUCCGCCGCGCCGCCGCACCGCCGCCGCUUUUCACGCUCUCCAACGAGACGGGACGGAUCGCGGUGAGAGAGGAACGAAAGGCAGAGAGGAGGAGGAGAGAAAAAGAGAAGCAAAGGCGAUGGCAACACUACAAGACACAGAGGAUGCCAGUGAGACAGACCUCGCCAAGCACGACGAGGAUGACUAUGUGGAAAUCAAAGAACAAAUGUACCAAGACAAACUGGCCUCUCUGAAGAGACAGCUGCAGCAGUUACAAGAAGGUACGCUGCAGGAGUACCAGAAGAGGAUGAAGAAGCUGGACCAGCAGUACAAAGAGAGACUCCGAAAUGCAGAUCUAUUUCUCCAACUUGAGACGGAGCAGGUGGAGAGAAACUACAUCAAGGAGAAGAAGGCGGCGGUGAAGGAGUUUGACGAUAAGAAGGUGGAGCUGAAGGAAAACCUGAUUGCAGAGCUGGAGGAGAAGAAGAAGAUGAUUGAGAAUGAAAAGUUAACAAUGGAGCUGACAGGUGACUCAAUGGAGGUAAAACCCAUCAUGACUCGGAAGCUGAGGAGACGACCCAACGAUCCAGUCCCGAUACCGGACAAACGGAGAAAACCCGCACCAGCUCAGCUAAAUUAUUUGCUAACAGACGACCAGAUAAUGGAGGAUCUAAGAACACUUAACAAGCUCAAGUCACCAAAGCGUCCAGCUGGAAAACAAACACUGGAAAUAGCCGAAGCGACCCCCCCUCCUCUCAACAAAACAGCAAAGAGCUAUAUGUCGCCCUCUUCCCCAGAGCACGUGCCCUCGGCUCCCAUGGACAGCCCCUCCCAACGGUACGAGGCCCGCAUCGAGGAGGGGAAACUUUACUACGACAAAAGAUGGUACCACAAGAGCCAGGCCAUCUACUUGGAAUCAAAGGACAACACAAAGAUCAGUUGUGUCAUCAGCUCAGUCGGGACCAAUGAGAUUUGGGUGAGGAAGACGAGCGACAGCACAAAGAUGAGGAUCUACCUGGGGCAGCUGCAGAGAGGGGCCUUCGUCAUCCGUCGGCGGUCGGCCGCGUGAAACAUUCCCCCACCCGGUCCAUUUGUCCGUUCGUCCGACUGCACCGCUUCACCUAUUUGGUGCAUCUCCGUUGAGUUUGACAUGUGGCCUCUUUAUAGUAUACACUACCCCCCCCCCCCCCCCCCCCCCCCCCCUCCUC